UGCCUGAAAGCUCCUUGUGCGUAUCACAACACUAGCCAUCCAGCACCAAGCCCCAACAGCCUCCAAUCAGCAAGAUGAAAUACUCGUACGCCUUUGCCGCUGCUCUCGUUUGCCUGGCCUGCGUCUCGGUGCAGGCAGCACCGCCCGCAGCUCAGGAAGAGGCGCAGGUGCUGCGCUACGAUUCGGAUGUGCAGCCAGAGAGCUAUAAGUUUAGCUUGGAUACAAGCGACAAAGCGCAUUAUGAGGAGGGCCAGCUGAAGAACGUGGGCACCGACCACGAGGCAAUCGCUGUGCGUGGCUACUACACCUAUGUGGGAGACGAUGGCAAGACCUACACGGUCAAGUAUGUGGCCGAUGAGAAUGGCUUCCAGCCAGAGGGCGAUCACUUGCCCCGUGCCGUUCAAUAGGCACACAGUGCACAGCAGUCAACAGACGGCGCUCAGUCAUGCAGCAUCCAUAUGUUAACUAGGUUUAAGAUCAAACAAAAUCAUUUCUCAAGCAACGCUAGCGAACAAACAAAUAGCGAAAACCAACUCAUUGUCAUGUUGAAUAAAAUGCCACCGGUUUCUCUUCCAUCUCAA
Drosophila arizonae is the source of this 581-nucleotide messenger RNA. Its product is annotated as larval cuticle protein 65Ag1-like. Gene Ontology annotation, molecular function: structural constituent of chitin-based larval cuticle. Gene Ontology annotation, cellular component: chitin-based extracellular matrix. Lineage: Eukaryota; Metazoa; Arthropoda; Insecta; Diptera; Drosophilidae. The record is from RefSeq and is a predicted model, not a curated record.